UCUUUAUUUCUUCUAGCUUAGCAGCAAGUUAGCGCCGUUUGCUUUCUUUUUGGCAACAGUACAACACAAUUCUUUCAUCUUUUUAUUUCUUUUUUUUUUUCUUUCAUUUUCUCUAUUCUAGUCAUCUAAUUCAUUCACUUAUUUUCUUUUAUUGUAACAUGUAAAUAAACAACUCUAAAAUCUUCUUUUUGAUUCUUGAAAGUAUGUAUGGCAUAUGUAUUGUUCUUUCUUCUCUACCUUUUUUUUUUUUUCUAGAUCUUCAUCUUCUUUAUUCUCACUCUCUCCAUGUGGUCGAAAAUAUCCUUCAAAUCUUGUCAUUGAUGAUUCUCCGGUUCUGAUCCGACUGAAAUGACCAUUGCUCACCUUCUCUGUUCUCACUUCUAUUUUCAUCUUCUUUUUUUUUUUUUUUUUUUUUAAGAAACAAAAGAAAAAAAAUGGGUGCAAGCAUUUAACCCGGCGGUUUUUGAAAACCGCCGGUUCGCCGGUUUUGUCCGGUUCUGCCGGUUCUUGCCGGUUCUUGCCGGGUCAACAGCAUGAACGAUCCAACACUUGAACCAGACCGGCGAACCCUCCGGUUCACGGUUGAACCGGUUCAACCGGCCGGUCCGGUCCGGUUUUUAAAACACUGAUUCAAACUCAAUUUUGAUCCAAACUAUCCAAACAUCAUGAGUUUACAAUAAUCAUUUUUCUGUUAAUAUAUCCAAACAUAGAUCAAUUAUGUUCAAUUCACUUCUAACCAAAAUCAAUUCUGUCAAACUCAAUUCUUUUCACCGUCAAACCAAACACACACUAAGGAAUUAAAAAAAAGAAAUAAAAGAAAAAAUAUGCAUUGAAAAAAUCUAAUUUUAAACUUCUAAAGUGUUGAACAUACAAAUUUCAAUUUUUUUUAUAAAAUUUGCUUUCUUAACAAAUGUCUCAGAGCACUUGUUAGUAUUUUAAAGAUGUAUCAUAAAAUCAAUCAUUAGUUAAUUCAGUGAUGAUUAACACUAGACUUAGUAGGAAAAAUUACGGUUCGAUUCCUACAACUGUGAUCGAAAUACUUGAAAACAAAAAAUUGUCGUUAGGAUGACAAAAACACCAACGAUUUGACACGUGUUCCAUGCAAGAGCAAAAUAAUGGUCGGGUCAACCCGGUUGGUGGUUGUACACAACUCGGAAGUGGAUAUUCCAUCGUUACACUUUCAGUCUGUAGAGAGAAAGAGAGAGAAGGAAGAAGAAGAAGAUGGCGUCGGUGGUUGGAGUGACGGAGAUAAGUAGCGGGAAGAUGUUUGGAGGUUACAAUAAAAGAUACAAACAUUACAGUAAAACUCUUAGCUGUUCAAUGAACUUUCACAUUUACUUCCCUCCCAACAUUUCCGAUAAUAAUAAACCAUUCCCUGUUCUCUAUUGGCUCUCCGGUCUCACUUGCUCCGAUGAGAAUUUCAUUUUCAAGUCCGGCGCUCAGCGAGCCGCUUCCCAACACGGCGUUGCCCUGAUCGCCCCCGACACUUCUCCAAGAGGGUUGAAUGUUGAAGGAGAAUCCGAUUCAUGGGACUUUGGUGUAGGUGCAGGAUUUUAUCUCAACGCUACGCAAGAGAAAUGGAAGAAUUGGCGCAUGUAUGACUAUGUUGUCAAGGAAUUGCCAGAGCUUCUAAGAGAUAAUUUUCCACAGCUUGACACAUCAAAAGCUUCAAUAUUUGGCCAUUCUAUGGGUGGACAUGGUGCACUAACUAUCUACCUAAAAAAUCUGGAUAAAUAUAAGUCAGUUUCUGCCUUUGCACCAGUAGCAAAUCCUACUAAUUGUCCCUGGGGACAGAAAGCAUUCACCAAUUAUCUUGGUGACAAUAAAUCUGAUUGGGAGGAUUAUGAUGCCACUUAUUUGGUGGGAAAGCAUGCCAAUGUAUCUACCACCAUUUUGAUUGAUCAGGGGGAGGAUGACAAAUUUUUGCAUGAUCAACUGCUGCCUCACAAGUUUGAAGAGGCAUGCAAGAAUGGCAAUGUUCCGCUGUUGUUACGUCUUCAACCUGGUUAUGAUCACUCCUACUAUUUUAUUUCCACCUUUAUUGAUGAUCACAUCAAGCAUCAUGCUCAAGCUCUUAAGGCUUAAUUAAGUUGUGUGUACUCUGAUGAUCUUCAACUGUUCUGUUUUACUUUACUGAAUCUACUCAUCACUCUAUUUAUUAUUUUGGAAUUUUGAUACUUUGGUUUGUAUUUGACCAUGGAUGCAUAUGAAUUGGAAUUUCUUUCAUGUCUGCAUUCCAUGUUCUGAACUAAUACAUGUCAGUAUAAUUAUUUGGUUCUAUAUAAGAUUAUUGUAGGCUAUUGAUAUUA
Molecule: messenger RNA, 2309 nt
Organism: Trifolium pratense (red clover)
Lineage: Eukaryota; Viridiplantae; Streptophyta; Magnoliopsida; Fabales; Fabaceae
Product: S-formylglutathione hydrolase-like
Exons: 6
Coding region: 1222-2085 (287 amino acids)
Biological process (GO): formaldehyde catabolic process
Cellular component (GO): cytosol
Molecular function (GO): S-formylglutathione hydrolase activity
Source: RefSeq, a predicted model, not a curated record